Molecule: messenger RNA, 2071 nt
Organism: Centropristis striata (black sea bass)
Lineage: Eukaryota; Metazoa; Chordata; Actinopteri; Perciformes; Serranidae
Gene: zdhhc16a
Product: zinc finger DHHC-type palmitoyltransferase 16a
Exons: 11
Coding region: 508-1710 (400 amino acids)
Biological process (GO): protein palmitoylation
Cellular component (GO): Golgi apparatus
Molecular function (GO): palmitoyltransferase activity
Source: RefSeq, a predicted model, not a curated record
AACACACAGCGUCGGGCAUUUAGACUGGGAAACACUGAAUGGCAUCCAAACAAAAGGGAUUUGGGAUUCGGUGAGGCUGUUAACAUCAAUGUGUAUUAUUUCCAAUUUAAAUAUUAGGGCUUUUAUUAGGCGACAGACUAGCUAGCUUCCUUCUAAUGGUGUUUGAAUAGCAAAGCAUUAUCUGAUGGUGCGAUGCUGCUUCUGCCAAAACUCAGCUCCACCUCAGACCACUGCCCCUCUCCUCUCAGGUGGCUGCAACUCCUCCACCCAGACUCAACCCUGGGCAGGAAUGCAGCAAGGCAACUUUUGUCUUUGCCAUACGGCCUUUUUUGUCUUACGUGUUCGUCAGGUUAGCUUUAUUUCUGUUUAAUUCACGAGCAAAGGCUCUGGCUUGUUCUUGUCGCUACACCUCGAAAGUGUAGCUGUAAGUUACCUGGUAAAGUUAGUUGGCACACAGGUAUGCGGCGAAUUAUAUAAACAACUCAACUGUCAAAACAAAAAAAAUCCAUGUUGACUGGCUUCCAAAUUACGCGUUUGGAGCGUGCAUAUUACAGAUGCACAAUGCGGUGGUGUCCCAGCUCAGCGCUCCACCUGCUGCGGUGUGUGCGGUUACGGCCAUGCAUCAGGAGAGGAAAGAACAGUCUGCCGUUGUGGAUUAGGGAAAUAUGGGCUUACAUGAGACUGCUGGUGCAGUCAUUGUACUUUAACUCCCUCACAGACUCAGAUGUGGUUUUCGACUCCGUCUUUGAACCAGUGUUUCUGACUGUGGAUUAUGUCACCCGCUGGUUUGGCUCAGUGUUUGUUUCUCUGGUGGUGAUACUGACGAGCUCCAUCUUGGCGAUAGCUUACCUGAUCCUACUGCCUAUGGUCCUCCAAACAUACUCCCCAGCAUGGAUAGCUUGGCAUCUUUGUUAUGGACACUGGAACCUCGUCAUGAUUGUUUUCCAUUACUACAAGGCCACCAAGACGUCCCCAGGGUACCCCCCAACAGUAAAAAAUGACAGUCCAUUUGUGUCAGUCUGCAAAAAAUGCAUCAUACCAAAACCAGCAAGAACACACCACUGUGGAAUCUGUAACAGGUGCAUUCUGAAGAUGGACCAUCAUUGUCCCUGGCUGAAUAACUGCGUGGGCCAUUUAAACCACCGUUACUUCUUCAACUUCUGCCUCUUCUUGUCCUUGGGCUGUAUCUACUGUAGCAUCAGUGGGAGGAACUUGUUUCUAGAUGCAUACAAUGCCAUUGAGCGCUUUAAGCAUUUGGAUGUGGAAAAGCCAGGGGUACCAGUAACAGGGAUGGGAGUUCUCAUAGGCCUCCUUCCUCCUGGCCAGACCAACUAUCAGACAGCUGCACCUCCAUACACCUUCAAGGAGAAGAUGGUGCAUAAGAGCAUCAUCUACAUGUGGGUGCUCACCAGCACUGUGGGAGUUGCUCUGGGAGCUCUGACCUUUUGGCAUGCAGUUCUCAUAUCCAGAGGAGAGACCAGCAUUGAAAGACACAUUAACAGCAAAGAAACAAGUCGACUGGCAAAACGAGGACGGGUUUACAGAAACCCUUUCAACUAUGGCAGGCUGAAUAACUGGAAAGUCUUCCUUGGUGUGGAGAAGAGAAGUCACUGGCUGACGCGUGUUAUCCUUCCCUCUGGACAUGCCCCACCUGGUGAUGGUUUGAAAUGGGACAUCUUCCCAUUUAAAAAGGACUCAAUACCUGUAUGACAGACUCUACUCAGGCAUACACGUAGCCUCAUUACAGCAGUCUUUGCUGUGUCCAACCGUCUCUGCUCAGAUGAUCUGGUUGGAUUAAAGGAUCCUUGGAGCUGAAGAAAUGGACUGAUUUCAACCUCCAAUACCUCAAAAAACUUGCAGUGGCAUUGCUCAUGGUUUGCCGGUCUACAUUUUUCACCAGUGAAAAGGCAAUGUGUCAUGGUUGGUUUGUCCUCUACUGGGUUUUACUUAGUCUUACAAAUGGGUCUUAUUCGACUCUAAGCAUGGUGAGAACUGUAGUACCAUGAUGUGUUAUUUAUCUGUAUUUUGUACCUGUUAAAUUAAUAAAUCUUUAUAAAUUGUUUUAUUUUAA